CAGCGGGGUGGAAGGCGGGCCGGCCGGCGGGGCGCGGGGGCUGGACCUGCAGAAGCCGGGUCGGGCCCGCUGCCUCCCGAGCGCGCACAGUCGGCGUCUGGGCCUCGGCGGAAGGUGCGGCCACCCUGCUGCGCCCGGGGCCGCCGCCAUGCCGUUCCUGCACGGCUUCCGGAGGAUCAUCUUCGAGUACCAGCCGCUGGUGGAUGCGAUUCUGGGCUCCCUGGGGAUCCAGGACCCUGAGCGGCAGGAGCCUCUGGACGGGUCCAGUUAUGUUGCCAGCGAGGAGAGCCGGAUCCUCGUUCUCACUGAGCUGCUGGAGAGAAAGGCCCACUCCCCGUUUUACCAGGAAGGUGUGAGCAACGCCCUGCUGAAGAUGGCCGAGCUGGGGCUGACCCGGGCGGCCGAUGUUCUCCUGCGCAACGGGGCCAACCUCAACUUUGAAGACCCCGUCACCUACUACACCGCCCUGCACAUCGCUGUCCUGCGAAACCAGCCCGACAUGGUGGAGCUGCUGGUGCGACACGGGGCCGACAUUAACCGGAGGGACCGGAUCCACGAGAGCAGCCCCUUGGACCUGGCCAGCGAGGAGCCGGAGCGCCUGCCCUGCCUGCAGCGCCUCCUGGACCUCGGGGCAGACGUCAACGCGGCCGACAAGCACGGGAAGACCGCGCUGCUGCACGCAUUGGCCAGCAGUGACGGGGUGCAGAUCUACAACACCGAGAACAUCCGGCUCUUGCUGGAAGGAGGGGCAGACGUCAAGGCCACCACCAAAGACGGGGACACCGUGUUCACCUGCAUCAUCUUCCUGCUCGGGGAGACGGUGGGAGGGGACAAGGACGAGGCCCAGAUGAUCAGCCGCUUCUGCUUCCAAGUCACGAAGCUGCUGCUGGCCCACGGGGCCGACCCCAGCGAGUGCCCGGCCCACGAGUCCCUCACCCACAUCUGCCUUAAGAGCUUCAAACUGCAUUUCCCUCUCCUGCGCUUCCUGCUGGAGUCCGGAGCAGCCUAUAACUGUUCCCUCCACGGUGCGUCCUGCUGGUCCGGCUUCCACAUCAUCUUCGAGAGGCUCUGUUCGCACCCGGGCUGCGCGGAGGACGAGAGCCACGUGGACCUGCUGCGCAAAGCCGAGACCGUCCUGGAUCUCAUGGUGACUAAUUCCCAGAAACUCCAGCUGCCCGAAAACUUCGACAUCCACCCCGUGGGCAGCCUGGCAGAGAAGAUCCAGGCCCUUCACUUCUCCUUGAGGCAGCUGGAGAGCUAUCCCCCGUCCCUCAAGCACCUGUGUCGCGUUUACAUCCGCCUCUACCUUCAGCCCUGGCCUGUGGAUGUGAAGGUCAAAGCCCUGCCUCUGCCCGACAGGCUGAAGUGGUACCUCCUUAGUGAGCACAGCGGUACCACGGAGGAGGACAUCUGAUCACUCCCCGACUGAAGGCGGCGGGGUCUGGGCAGCUCGGCCCGCUGGCGGAUUUCGGUACCUGUGGCAGCCUUGGGGAGAACCUUCGGGCCUUCUGUCAGAAGGUACGGGUUGGGAGACGAGACUUCAUCCGUACUGAGUACCAAGAAAACCAGGUGGGGCCUGGCAGCUAGUCAUUCCAGUGGGAAACGGCUCGGUCUUCCAGGGGGACCGCCCCCCAAGUCUCAACCACACUGGGAAAAGGGACAGGGUUUAGAUUUGGGACAAGCAUACACUCUGUUAAUUUGAGGGGAGCGCCGGGCAGGGUAGCUGUGAGGCCGGGUCCCGCUGAGAGUCGCAGGAGGCUGGUCUGUCCUGCGUGGGGCCCGGCGGAUGCGAGUUAGCACGUGGGCCCGUCAGGGCACGGCCCGGCCUAGGCCGCCCCCCCCCCCCCCCGUGAGAUUACGUCACCCACAGAAGUGCUUCUGGCGGACUAAGGAGAAGAGCGAGCCGAGCCCUGCUGCCUCUGGAGCUCUGGGGCCAGGUCACCCAACGGCCCCGGACCGGGCUCUGGUGGCAGCUCUGUGCCAAACCUGGGAUCUCGGGGGACCUGUGCCUUCUGCUACAAAGUAAUCCUGCGUGACCAGGGACAGCCCUUUCCAAGAUGUCUCCAUGUUGCGCGGGGUCCGUCUGGCGAAGAAAGCCACCAGUGCUGACGGCUGACUGUGCUGCUAUACAGGCUGAGCCCCCAGCAAGCCGAGUGCGAGUCGCGUGGGUCACUGAAUUGUGUCACUGCCUAGGAAGGAAGCUGAGGCAAGUAAAUGAUUCACGCUAACGUGA
Messenger RNA from Lynx canadensis (Canada lynx), 2233 nucleotides. It is a transcript of the gene ASB6, whose product is annotated as ankyrin repeat and SOCS box containing 6. Gene Ontology annotation, molecular function: protein binding. Gene Ontology annotation, biological process: protein ubiquitination; intracellular signal transduction. Gene Ontology annotation, cellular component: BRCA1-BARD1 complex. The record is from RefSeq and is a predicted model, not a curated record. NCBI's taxonomy places the organism in Eukaryota, Metazoa, Chordata, Mammalia, Carnivora, Felidae. The transcript is spliced from 6 exons. Bases 149 to 1414 code for a protein of 421 amino acids.